AUGAAGCCUGUGCUGCCUCUCCAGCUCCUGCUGUUGAUUCAUCUAGCACCACAGCUGGUGCCUGGGAGCCCCAAGCAUCGUUUUAUAAAGUAUAUUUUGGAACCUCCACCCUGCAAAGUGAGCCCGGAAAACUGUACUCAAUUCUGUACCUUGCAGGAACAUUGCCCAAAACAACUUCAGUGCUGUUCUGCCUUCUGUGGGAUAACCUGUACAUUAAACAAGUAUACAGCCAAGGAAAGACUGUCCUCUGCAGAACGGCUCCCCUCAACUGACCAUUACUGCUCUGGAGACCCUGGUGUUGCUGAGAAGAUCGAGGAGGGAGAUGCCAGCGAGGUCCUGAGAAAAAUGUUGAUCUUGUUCCCAGAAAGUGCAGUGCUGAGCAUCCUGUAG
Molecule: messenger RNA, 390 nt
Organism: Miniopterus natalensis
Lineage: Eukaryota; Metazoa; Chordata; Mammalia; Chiroptera; Miniopteridae
Source: RefSeq, a predicted model, not a curated record